AUGCCUACACCGCUGGAUCGUGCAAUGCAUUCCAAAAACCUCUUCCUAGGUUUUGCAGGUAUGGUCACGGCAGCGGCGGCAUGGGCAAUUUGGGGCAAUGAGAUAUUUCCUGCCGAAUCUGAUCCAAAAGGAGACCCCGCAAAUUGGACACUUGAGGAAAUGCGGCGAUGGCUCCGUGCUCGAGGUCUGAUGCCUGAUCACAAGGCAACACGCGAGGAGCUUCUUGAACGAAUCCGAGCAAAUCUCCGGCAGCCGCCGAAGUCGUCUUAA
Messenger RNA from Aspergillus puulaauensis, 270 nucleotides. RefSeq names its product Ish1 domain-containing protein. The coding region runs from base 1 to 270 and encodes 89 amino acids. Lineage: Eukaryota; Fungi; Ascomycota; Eurotiomycetes; Eurotiales; Aspergillaceae. The transcript is spliced from 5 exons. The record is from RefSeq and is a predicted model, not a curated record.